This is a messenger RNA of Megalobrama amblycephala (Wuchang bream), 2916 nucleotides long. It is a transcript of the gene dimt1l, whose product is annotated as DIM1 dimethyladenosine transferase 1-like (S. cerevisiae). Lineage: Eukaryota; Metazoa; Chordata; Actinopteri; Cypriniformes; Xenocyprididae. The record is from RefSeq and is a predicted model, not a curated record. The coding region runs from base 133 to 1053 and encodes 306 amino acids. Gene Ontology annotation, biological process: rRNA methylation. The transcript is spliced from 12 exons. Gene Ontology annotation, cellular component: mitochondrial matrix. Gene Ontology annotation, molecular function: rRNA (adenine-N6,N6-)-dimethyltransferase activity.
CUGAAUUUCCAUCCGAUCAGCUGAAAGGAACCAAGGCCUGUAUGUGCUACACGUGCUUAUGGUAUCGUAAACGUAUACUCACAUUUGUACAUUAAAUUUCACUCUUUGGAAUCUCAGACAUUACUUAUCAAAAUGCCGAAGGUUAAAGCCGAGAAAAAAUCUCGAAAACAUCAGGAGGUGAAGAGUCAAGGAAUUAUGUUCAAUACUGGUAUUGGUCAGCAUAUUUUGAAAAACCCUUUGGUUGUCAACGCCAUCAUAGCAAAGGCAGCACUACGACCAACAGAUGUGGUUUUGGAAGUAGGUCCUGGAACUGGUAACAUGACCGUCAAACUCCUGGAGAAAGCCAAGAAAGUUGUUGCAUGCGAGUUGGACACAAGGCUUGUUGCUGAGCUUCAGAAAAGAGUCCAGUGCACUCCAAUGCAGAACAAGCUUCAGAUCCUCAUAGGGGAUGUCCUAAAGGCGGAGCUCCCCUUUUUUGACUUGUGCGUGGCUAACUUGCCUUAUCAGAUAUCAUCGCCUUUCGUGUUCAAACUGUUACUUCACAGGCCAUUUUUUAGGUGUGCCGUGCUGAUGUUUCAGAGGGAAUUUGCCAUGCGCUUAGUGGCUAAACCAGGAGACAAGCUAUACUGCAGAUUGUCCAUCAACACACAGCUCCUAGCCCGGGUGGAUCAUCUCAUGAAGGUAGGAAAAAACAACUUCAGACCGCCUCCAAAAGUAGAGUCCAGCGUGGUGAGGAUAGAGCCCAAAAAUCCUCCGCCGCCUGUCAACUUCCAGGAAUGGGAUGGUCUUGUCAGAAUUGCAUUUGUUCGAAAGAACAAAACGCUCAGUGCUGCCUUCAAGUCAGCUGCAGUUGAGCAAUUACUGGAAAAGAACUACAGAAUUCACUGUUCUGUGCACAACAUAGAAUUACAACAGGAUUUCAACAUUGCUCAGAAAAUUGAUAGCAUCCUUCAAGAGUCAAAGUUUAGUGAAAAGAGGGCACGCUCCAUGGAUAUAGAUGAUUUCAUGGUGCUUCUUCAUGCAUUCAACUCUGCCGGGAUACACUUCUCCUAAGACUUAAGGAACAGGGGACAGUUACUAGGUUGACAGGAAGUGAUGUCACAGUCUUCUUGGAUUCUAGUUAUUGCUUUCAUCCAUGUGAAGAAAUGAAAGGCAUUUCUUUUUAUUGGACAUUCAGUGGGACACUCAAUCUCUCAGGCUGGGAAUUUUUUGUGCCUAUGCUCAAUGAUGAAAUAUUUAUGGACUUCUUUCUGAGGUAAACCUUUAGUUGUGUGCAUGCUGACUGUUAAGAGGCUUUGAAGAGGACGUCUGUAAUGGCUUCUUACAACUUUCAGCUUUAUGUACUCUGAAGUUGUGAGUACACCAGUUUACUUUUCGUAUAACUGAUGCUAUUGUAGAGAAUAUUAGUCUUCAUCCCCAUCAGUCUCAGCAGUAUACACACACACACACACACACACACACACUGCUAUCCUGCCCAUUACUGUUCAAUAUUGAACUGUCAAAUUGAGAAAUAACCUGCUAACACUUCACAAUAAGUGAGUUAACAUUAGUUGGUUAACAUUAGUUAAUGUAUUAAGUGUCAUGAAAUAAUUAUCGACUAUCAAUGAGCGGCAAUUUUUGCAGCAUUUUUUAUUUAGGUUAAUGUAAAUGUAUAAUUAUACUAAUUGCUAAUUCAAGUUUGUUUAUAAUACAUUAAAUUUAUAAAAAUUAGCAUUUUAUUAAUAGAUUAAUAAAUGCUGUAAAAGUAUUAUUCAUUGUUAGCUAUUGCAUUAACUGUUAACGAGUUGAAACUUAUUGUCAAGGUGUUGCCUAUAAAUCUUUAUUAACAUUCUACCCACAGUUAAUGUUACUAGUAUGUAAACUGAUGUGUAAAUAUAAUUGCUAAUUGUGUAAUAGGUGAUUGACCUGUUCUCAGAUUCAUUUAAGGCAUUUUUCUUAGGAAGGCUUAGCUGUACAAGUUGAGUAAAACCAUGGAAAAUCAUGUUUUGUGUUAAAUCUGCAUACAAAUUUAAAAGAAACUUGAGAGAACUGUUUUGCUCACCAUAUGUGAGACUUUUCAGUAGUGUGUUUCUAUUAUGAAUCACUUUGAACUCUUCAAAGAUGCACUCAACUGCUUUAAAUUGUUCUGUCAAGCAGAGUUUCAGAUCCUCCUUCUGUUUUGGUGUGGGAGGAAAGUUAAAGAUGGAAAUCUGAACUUGGGGAAAGUUGCUUUGAUGCAACAAUUAUAUGGUGAAGUUUUUUGCUGUAUGAUAAGCAACACUUGAGUUGGCAGUAAAAUCUUGAAUACACUACUUGUGCAAUGAUUUGUUUUCACAAAGAAAUUUUUCAAAGCUUUUGAUUACAUUGUUAGGCUGACAAAUACUUUUUAGGGAGUCUAUAAACACUUCACCGUACUCCGCAUUCUCUUGAGUAUGAAUACAAAUGAAUGACUUCAAUGAGGCCUUUUGUGCACCAUACUAAUGUGGGCAAUCCCCAAGAUUCUGAGUGUACCCUGCUGUGAAAAAACAAACAGACAAAAAAACAGCUUAAACCAACCUGGGAUCUGUGGCCAGUUGCAUAAACUGCUUAGACUAGUCUUACAAGCAAGUCAUUCAUUUUUUUUUCUUUAAGACUAGUCAACAUUUUUUUUUUUUUAAGUCCGUUACAUAAAAUAGAUUAGUCUAAUUUGAAUCCCAAAAAUUAAGACAGAUUACCUCUUGUCUAACUGCUAGCUGGUCAGACUAGUUCUUACAUUCUUAACAUAGUGGUGGUAUUUAUCCAACUGGGCCCUAGUUUGUCUGUUGGAUAGUUUUAGAAGGAUUUUGGGCACAUUUUAGCUGGUCUGACUUGUUUAAACCAGUCUUUUUUUUUUCUUUCAGCCAUGUACACUCUACAGACUUGAAUAAAAAUGCCAACUAAUGGUGAUCAUUCACAUGA